AUGCUUCGUUUCGCUGUCUUCUCUUUGGUCUCGUUUGCCAUCAUCUUCAGCUGCAUGGGACAAAUGUUCCAAUAUUCCCGAGGUUGGACAAAUGGCAAGAGGUCAUCAUCUCAUCUCCACGCCGAUCCAGCAAUUGCUGAAAUAUUCGAAGUUCCAUCAGAGUCCGAGAGGAGAUUGGAAAAAUGUAUUAUUCAAUUACAACGUUUCAUCAAUAAUCCAUACCUAAUCCGACCAUCAUAUGCCACCAUUGGCAAUAGCAACCUUUUCGCCAACGGAAAUGGUGGCAGUGGCAACAGCAUUCGCCAUCAAUCAAAUGAAAUUUUUGAAGAUUUGGCAGCUUCAGAGUCUGGUGAGUUCGCUACAAAGCACAAUUGA
Messenger RNA from Episyrphus balteatus (marmalade hoverfly), 375 nucleotides. Its product is annotated as pro-corazonin-like. Bases 1 to 375 code for a protein of 124 amino acids. The transcript is spliced from 2 exons. Gene Ontology annotation, molecular function: corazonin receptor binding. Gene Ontology annotation, biological process: positive regulation of heart contraction. Lineage: Eukaryota; Metazoa; Arthropoda; Insecta; Diptera; Syrphidae. The record is from RefSeq and is a predicted model, not a curated record.